AUGGCUUCCAAUGCGAUAGGAGGUACUGCCCCUCAAAGUGUUGAGCAUAUUACGCGGAUAGCACAGAACUACGAGUACAACUCUUCAGUUCCUCUGCGGUACUGGCUGAGGACCGCCGCGACGCUUUUACGUGAGGCUCACAUUUAUGAACGCGAAGGACACGAUGAGCAAGCCUAUCUCAUUCUAUUUCGACACGCUCAGUUGAUCCUGGUCCAUCUUUCCAAGCACCCCGAUGUCAAAAAGAAUGAGGAAGAUCGCAAGGCAUUGGUGGCAGCCGAGAAAGAGGUUGAGAAAAAUCUUAGCAAGUUGGAGAUUCUGCGGCCGCGUAUCAAUAAGCGCUAUGAGCGUUACACUCAGUUGAUGCGGGAGCGCGAAUCUCGCCAACAGCCCUCACGAGCCAAAACCAUCCCCGAACCACGCGAACAAGUUCCGGAUCCUGCUCUCGCCGGCGUGGCAGAGCCUUUGGAAGCUGGAGAGAAUCGAGAUCUCGCCGUGCAGUUAGCCCAAUCAGAGCUCAAUCGCCGAGCCACCAUCCGAAACUCAAAGGGUCUUUCUGGGCCAUCUGCCGAGGAGAUUGAAACACGUCGCGCAGCUGGCAUAUGGAGGGAGUGGGACCAUUCUAUGAAAUCGGACUCUCGCACGGGUGAUCGCGACCACACAAAUCAACCUUAUAGUCAAACCCCCGAAGAGUCCGAGGUUCCUUCAUCGGCUGCUUCUGCGUACAAGUAUCCAACUGUGCCCCGUCAAAAGCCCCUGGAACCCACUGUGUCUCCAGGCCAAAUUGCCAUACUCGAUAAGAAUGCCGAACGCUUUGCGCCUCCGAUAUUGCCUCCCAAGGAACACCUUGAGCCUAGCCGGGCAUCUAUUAUCGAUGAUUCUACAACGGCUGUGGUGCCAUCGCGACCGGCAAAGGUAUUGCCAGGCCCGGUGCUGCCUGAGAAGAUCCAACCUUCUAAACAAACCACCGCCACGCGUUCAGAUCUCGAUCCCUCAAGUUACACCUUCAAACCCUCCGCCUAUCUCGAAAAUGGCACCCCCUUGCGCUCGGUAUUCUUACCAGCGAACCUCCGAUCCCGCUUUUUAUCUAUGGCUGCUUUUAACACCCGCGCCAACCUUGAGACAUGCGGUAUCCUGUGUGGUACUCUUGUUUCCAACGCGCUCUUCAUAUCUAAACUGGUAAUUCCCGAGCAGACAUCGACGUCAGACACCUGCGAGACGGUUAAUGAAUCCGCCCUCUUCGACUACUGUGACUCCGAGGAUUUGAUGACGCUCGGCUGGAUCCACACACAUCCGUCACAGACCUGUUUCAUGAGCUCCCGUGAUCUACACACACACUGCGGUUACCAAGUGAUGCUCCCCGAGAGCAUUGCCAUCGUGUGCGCUCCGAGCAAAAACCCCGAUUGGGGCGUAUUCCGGCUGACUGAUCCCCCGGGUCUAAAAACGGUCCUGAACUGCAACCAGACCGGUCUGUUCCAUCCACAUGCCGAGGAGAAUAUCUACACCGGGGCAUUGCGACCAGGACAUGUCUUCGAAGUCAGUGGAUUAGAAUUUGAGACGGUUGAUCUCCGUCCGGAUGCCUUAAAGAAUUAA
Penicillium roqueforti is the source of this 1590-nucleotide messenger RNA. Its product is annotated as putative endosome-associated ubiquitin isopeptidase (AmsH). Bases 1 to 1590 code for a protein of 529 amino acids. Lineage: Eukaryota; Fungi; Ascomycota; Eurotiomycetes; Eurotiales; Aspergillaceae. Gene Ontology annotation, biological process: protein K63-linked deubiquitination. The transcript has 2 exons. The record is from RefSeq and is a predicted model, not a curated record. Gene Ontology annotation, cellular component: endosome; membrane. Gene Ontology annotation, molecular function: K63-linked deubiquitinase activity; protein binding; metal-dependent deubiquitinase activity.